This is a messenger RNA of Aedes aegypti (yellow fever mosquito), 2904 nucleotides long. RefSeq names its product aminopeptidase N. Gene Ontology annotation, cellular component: cytoplasm. Bases 43 to 2886 code for a protein of 947 amino acids. Gene Ontology annotation, molecular function: zinc ion binding; metalloaminopeptidase activity; peptide binding. NCBI's taxonomy places the organism in Eukaryota, Metazoa, Arthropoda, Insecta, Diptera, Culicidae. The record is from RefSeq and is a predicted model, not a curated record. Gene Ontology annotation, biological process: proteolysis; peptide catabolic process. The transcript has 5 exons.
UAUAGGUACCGUGUUACGUCCAAAGUUUUACGGAUCUGUGAAAUGAUGAUCCUUUGUUCAUUGCUAGGAGUUUCACUCCUAGCAGCUGUUGCGCAUUCAGCCGCUCCUUCCGAAAGGCUACCGACGCUCAUCGAACGAGCAUCCGCCGAUGAGAGAUAUCGGUUACGUCGGGUUUCUGAGCCACUAUCGUACAAGUUGUAUCUCGAUAUCAGUGACGAAAAUUUCUACUCCUAUCGAGGUUCGGUCGAUAUCGAGAUGCGAUAUCUGGAUACGUCCAAUCACUUCUACCUCAGCAGUGAUGGGCUAGUUAUCGAUCGGGAUAGUAUCAAAGUGACCAAACCUAACGGAGACGAUCUGCCGUUGGCGAAUUUGGAUACGAUGGACAAGUACGAAAUGCUAAUCUUUUAUUUUAAUGAAAGAUUGGAACAAAACGCAAUUUAUCAGGUGCACAUUGAGUUUUCCAAUAACAUCGGAACGGAGCUGAAAGGAUUGUACAGGAGUAGCUAUACCGUGGGAAAUGCAACAAGGUAUAUAGCUACCACCCAUUUCGAAUCAACAUAUGCCCGGAGCGUAUUCCCAUGCUAUGACGAACCAUCCUAUAAGGCCUAUUUUGAUGUCACAAUACGUCACCGUUCUCAAUACCACGCACUGUCCAACAUGCCUAUCAAGGAGCGAGUUCAGGAUGGUGAACAGCACUCAAUCACUCAGUUCGAGAGGUCUCCUUUCAUGUCAAGUUAUCUGCUGGCCUUCAUUGUAUCUGAUUACAAAACUUUGGCAGAAGAAACAGAUCACAUCAGAGUAUAUGCCCCGGAGAACCAAGUGCAACACACAAUCUACGCACGGGAAUUCGCACAGAAAUCCCUUCAAAUACUGGAAGAUCUUUUGGGUCACGAGUUCCAGCUGCCCAAAGUAGAUUUGAUCGCCAUUCCGGACUUCAACAUGGGUGCCAUGGAGAACUGGGGGCUCAUAACAUUUCGCGCAGUUUAUCUCAUCUACGAUGACGCAACGACAACGGCUCGCACCAAGCAGAAUAUUGCCAAUCUGAUUACGCACGAGUUCGUACAUUCGUGGUUUGGUAACGAAGUGACUCCGGAGUGGUGGACAUACCUCUGGUUGAGCGAGGGAUUUGCUAGGUAUUUUGAGUACUACGUGACGGCACAGAUUGAAGACGAAUGGCACUUGUGGGAACAAUUCGUGGUGAAUAAUGUACACUCGGCUUUUUCGCAAGACGACAAGGCUGGUAAUCGACCAAUGAGUUUCUACGCUACCGAACCGGAUGUAUUGAACGGCUUGUUUGACUAUGUAGUGUACGCCAAGAGUGCAUCGGUAAUUCGGAUGUUCCAGAACGUCAUUGGGUUCGAAUCGUUCAAGGCAGCUCUCAAUGAUUACAUUGAAAGUCGUAGUUACAUGACCACGCACCCAGAUUAUCUAUAUGCAAGUAUUGAAAAGUUUAGCGAAGUCGCAAUGCCAGGUAGCGUUAAAACCGUGUUCAACAACUGGGCAGAUAAUGCCGGUUAUCCGGUUGUGACAGUGACCAGAAAUGGAAAAUUCGUAACAUGUGCUCAAAAGCGUUUCUGGAUGCCAGUGGAAGGAGAAACAGCCCCCGAGGAUACGAAAUUUUACGUACCGCUCAAUUAUGCCACCUCGGCGGAAGCUGAUUUCAAUGAUACAACAGCCGUUGACUGGCUAACUCCAGAUAUUCCAGAAUAUACCAAAGAAUUGCCGGCAGAUGUCGAUUGGAUCCUUGUGAAUAAACAACAAACUGGAUUCUACAGAGUGAACUACGAUAACAAUAAUUGGGCUGCGUUGACCGAGAUGUUAAAGUCAGAAAAAUUGUAUACUAUUCCGGUCAUUAACCGUGCGCAACUGAUAGAUGAUGCUAGCAAUCUAGCUAAGGCAGGAGAGUUGAGCUAUGAAAUUGCAUUUUCCCUGUUGGAAUACUUGGAAAUGGAAAGCGAAUACAUCCCUUGGAGCACGGCCUACAAUGCUCUAAUUCAUUUGAACAGAAUGUUUUCGAGUAAUGAAAACUACUCAAGAUUCGAGGACUUUGUUCGAAAAAUUACAUCCCGAAUGUACGCAAGAAUUUCACUAACCGGAACGACCAGCCACAUCAGUAGACUACAUCGUGGAAACACCAUAUACUUGGCGUGUUACUUUGGAGUUACGGCUUGCGUAGAGGACUCCCAAAAUUUAAUGCAGCAGAUGAUGAGUGAUGAAUCCUUCGUUGUUCCCGAGGAGGCCCAAUCCGCGGCAUUUUGUUCCUUCAGCAAACAUAUAUCUUCUCUGAAUGAAGAUUUGAUGCAGAUGUUCUUCGAACGGUAUCUUUCAAUGAAGAACAACGACAAUGGUUUGGUCAGUCGCUUCAUCACCGGGAUGGGUUGCACUAGAAAUACAACAAUGAUUGAGCUAUAUCUAGCAUUGACCACCACUAAUCUCCCGGGAUUCCAACUGACUGGUACGGAACGGAAUCAGAUUCUGGUGUCUGUGCUGAGCGGUAGCCCCGAAGGACUCCGAGCAAGUUUGAAAUUUAUGCUAGAAUACUACCCCGAUGUAUCAUACAUGGCUGGAUCGGUUGCCAAUAUAUUCACUGAGUUCGGCAACAGAAUCAACCAAAAAGAACAAUUUGAAACGCUUCAAGACAUCGUUGCCAAAUAUGGAGGAGUGUUCACAGAAUCGGUAUAUUCUGCGGCUGGGCGGGCUCUUGUUCAAGCCGAAAAGAACCUGGCAUGGGUGGACCAACAUUCGGAAGCGAUCAGCAAUUGGCUUGUCUCAAACGAUUACACCCUCAGUACGACAACGGUCAAACCGGAUAAAGGUGGAGCUUCUUCAAUUACGGCCGGGUUUCUACUGACACUAGUCACAAUUAUUGUUGCUUUAAUAAACUAGGCCAAUCUAUAGAUUACA